Trematosphaeria pertusa is the source of this 2512-nucleotide messenger RNA. Its product is annotated as HET-domain-containing protein. Bases 477 to 2423 code for a protein of 648 amino acids. NCBI's taxonomy places the organism in Eukaryota, Fungi, Ascomycota, Dothideomycetes, Pleosporales, Trematosphaeriaceae. The transcript has a single exon. The record is from RefSeq and is a predicted model, not a curated record.
CAUCACCAUCAUCAUCCGGAGCACGUCGUUUCCUCCCCACCGGACUCUUACUACUGCGCGCAUUCCCUGCAGGGCCGUAUGCCGCAGGGGAGCUGCGAUUGCGUCCAACCCCCCCGUAUCUGCGUCUUCUUCCCCGCGCCCGCACCCGGUCGUUUCCCCACCGGCGGCGACACGCAUGAAAACGAUCAACGGGCUCAGUCGUGCUUCGCCUUAAAGAACCAAUGAGAAGGACAUCUUUAAUAUGUAUAGUCUGAAUGCUACAACACUGAACGGUGUGCUCACCGGUCUUCAUGCAAGCGCCGGAAUUGGUAUGAUCGCCAUGCAGGGCUCCAGAACCAGUCGAACCGUUGCCUACCGAGCCUUGGGCAGAGCUUCUAAGAAUCGUUGUUAUAUACUCGCACCUCCACAAUCGCUCAAAAGAUCAACCAAACUUGCAUCUCUGCAGCCUGUCUGACCCUUCUCACAAACUCACUAAGAUGGGUAUCAGUCAGCCGCCUUACGAAUACGCUUCCUUGAAACCUGCGGAUGCUAUUCGCAUCCUUAUCCUUCUGCCUGCCUCCACCUAUUCAGAAAGCCUGCAGGUGCGGUUGAUACAUACGCAUGGUCUCCAGACACUUGGUCAAUACGACGACCUAUCUCCACCACCGUACGAGGCUAUAUCCUACACGUGGGGUGAGCCGAUCCUUUCGCACCAAUUGGAGUGUGAGGGCCAGAUCAUAGAGGUCACGGCCUCCGUCGACAAUCUUCUCCGCCGAUUACGCAAAUCUACUAGUCCUCGGUCGCUUUGGGUUGACUCCGUCUGCAUCAACCAGAAGGAUAACGAAGAGAAGAACAUCCAAGUCCAAAUGAUGGGCCAGAUAUACAGUCGAGCUCACAAAGUGCAUGUGUGGCUCGGUGAAACUCUGCCUCAUGAUCGAAUUGAAUGGCUUUUCAGCUUCUUCAGAGAGAUGGCCGUCGCUGGACACGAUGACGGCAAGAUCAUGGAAUGGCGUGCUCUCCUGAGCAAUCCGUGGCAGAAGGACGCCGAGACAACGGUCGACCGCUUUCUCGCAAGGCCUUGGUUCCGACGCAGAUGGAUCUUGCAAGAGGUGGCCUUGGCGGUUGACAUGACCGUCAGGUGCGGCAGGUUCAAAAUACCCUGGCAGUGGUUUGCUCGGGGCUCUAGAAUGCUUCAUUCCUAUCUACCGGGGCGGGAAUCCUUGAGAAUCAGCUCUGCACGCUCCCUAGAAACAUCCCUAGCAACAAUCGCAUCUCUCAGCACACCGUCGCACCAACUGCUGGACAUGAUUUUCGAAUUCGACAUGUCCGAAUGCUCUGACCCAAGAGACCGAAUUUUCGCGCUUUACGGCAUGGCAAACGAACUCAAAGAUCUGCCUGUAAACUACGGGAUUCACUGGACUGGCAUAUACUCUGGCUUUGCAGGCAUUUGCAUAAAAGCCGGCCAUUUCCUGACCCUUUUGCAACAUGUGACCGCUUUUGGUUCACUCUCUCAGGGGAAUUCUGGCAUACCAUCCUGGGUCCCGAAAUGGAACAGCGCACGCUUCUCAGCAAAACGAUUCUCCCUCAGUGACACCAGACACCCAUCUCAGAACUGUGAACUGUCAUCCGAAGCACCCAACCAAGUGCACAGCCGAGAUAUUUUGCGCCAUGUGUUUCAAGAUUUCCGGAGGCCGGACAAGCAGGGCGAUCCUGAGCAACAGUCGCAUAUGUCUAAUGGUACAAGUUAUGGGAGUCAGACCGCAUCACCCACUACUUGUAAGGACAUUGCAAUGAUGUUUUCCCAUUGCCGGAAAUCCGUCGAAGUCGAAGAGGGUUCUGCUUCUCAACGCCUUUUGGCACAAAUCCUGAGUGCUGCGAUCAUGGAUAUGCGCCUCUGCUUUGAUACACGCGACGCAAUGCUGGAGUUCGUGAAGAAAUUUUUCCUCAUAAUUCUUCCAGAUGUCGAUGCACCCAAUCUCACCCCCGAACACCGACGAUACAGCGAGUUGCUUGGGAUAUUCGAGGACGCCAUCGACGAAGCCAUCCAAGAAGCUCACCAGGCCUCAGAAAACCCGACGGAGGCGGAACUCCAGGAGAACUUCCAAAACCAAUGGAGGAUCAAGCAAGUGGCCGAGCUCCUAAAACACCACAGUCUCUUCUACACACGGAUCGACACCCAAGGGGGCCCUGUGUACAUACCAGGAGUCACCUCCUGCUCGAUCCAAGAUGGAGAUUUCGUCAUGAAGCCGCGAUCGAGGCCGGGUGAAAUAACUCCGGCGGCUACUGCAUUCCUGUUGCGCCCUGUCGGCAAUGAUCCUAUCGACAGGAACAGCGCCGAUCCGCACCUCAGUAUUGUUGGGCUAUGCUUCGUUGCCGAAGCCGAGAGUUUCGAUGAGGUGGAGGAUUCGAGAGGUAGAGGUCCGAAUAACUUCGUGAUCGUGUAAUGUUCAGGGACCGUCAUCCGUUUUUAAGAGCCCAGGUUAAUGUGUAUUUAUCAGAAGCGAACCAAAUACAAAAUCUAACAUUCCUUCCG